Penaeus monodon (black tiger shrimp) is the source of this 1633-nucleotide messenger RNA. RefSeq names its product micronuclear linker histone polyprotein-like. The transcript has 5 exons. The coding region runs from base 142 to 1587 and encodes 481 amino acids. NCBI's taxonomy places the organism in Eukaryota, Metazoa, Arthropoda, Malacostraca, Decapoda, Penaeidae. The record is from RefSeq and is a predicted model, not a curated record.
CGGCGGCCCCAGCUGGCAGAGGCUCGGAAGAAGUUUUCAUGUAGAGCUUUGCAGGGCCUGGCAGACCUCUUCUUCGUUUCGGCCAAAAUUAAUGUCACAAUAAUAGUGUUGUUGGCAUGAUUGGGUUCGAGACCAGUGCCUAUGGCGGAGCGCGGUGAGGGGACCGCAGGGGGGUCACACUCACGAGCCACCACCAGUGGGGCCCACACUGCGGCAACCAGGAACAGAAAUCAGCUGGUUGGGUCAGGAGUGGAGGGGUUGGAGGCUAUCGGGAGUCCCCUGCCCCUACGGAAGCGUAAGAGUGGCAUCACUGAAGUUGUACACACAAAGAGAAGAAAUAGUGACAGCCAACACGAGGCAACAGUGGGUUGUAAUACUGUCAGUCCCAACUCGGCUAGCUCUGCUGGCAGCACGACCAAGAGGAGGAGAGUUACCAGCAAUAGUAGCAACAGUGAAGCACGAGACGCAGAUAGUGGCGAUUGUGGCUUGGAGAGCCCGGCAAGCAAACGUCCGCGCCGGGGCAGUCACCUAGAGAGCCGGAACCAGUCAUCUGCCAGCCUGGCCGCCAACGCACCCAGCACACCCACUCGCAACCAGGUGACACCCAAGAGGAGGUCAUCUCGUAUCAGUGGAAAGACUGGACUACUCAAUGAGGAAUCUGAUAGAAGAGUGAAGGUUCCAGAGCGAGCUGCCCUUAGGAAAUCACCUCGUAUAAGUGCCCUGCAACAGGCCAGGUCAGCAGCAACAGCUAAAGGACAGACUGACUCUCAAGAUAUUGCUGUAACAUUUGCUAAAGCUUCUACUAAUGCUACUGCUUCUUCGUCUAGAACUGUGAGAAGCAAAAAUGAAGUAGGUCAGACGGGAAACAGUGUUAGUGGUAAGGGAAAGUUGUUCACAACAAAGGCAGUGACAAAGAAGACUUGUUCUGACAGGUCACAAAAGGCAUUACAUAAAUCUGGUGAUAAAGUUAAGCCAUCGGAAGGAAAAUUCCAACCCACUGUUACUACAAAGAAGAAACCCCUGGCAAAGGAUCGAGCAGGUGAAUUAGGAGAAAGUUCUAUACAUAAGAAAAAAGGAACUCUGAGCACUGUUAAUACAGUUAAAAACUCUGAAAAGGAAAGCACCGCUAAGAGAGGCAGAAACAAGAAAAAGAUUGAUCAAGCUUACUCCUACAAUGCUCUUGGUAUACCAGACAAAGGAAAGGCACCAUCAGUUAUAAAGAAAUUGGAAAAUAAAGCAGUAAAUAAGUUUUGUCCUCAAGGGACAAAAGGACCUGUUUGUGAGAACCAGAAAGGAAAGAAAAUAAAAAACCCUGCUAGUGUUUUGUCAUCAUCUAACAAGCCUAGUGUAAAAGAAAUAAAAAAAGCAGGAGGAUCAAAGAGCAUUAAAUCAGAAGUUGAAAAUUCACAUGAAAGUGGAGAUCAGAGCUUACCAUCAACGUCUGGAAAGGUACAUGCAACAGAGAAGAAAACAAAGAUUAGCCAAAAGAAGGCCACGCCAGUAACCAGACCAGCCAAAACCCUAAACAGUAAGAAAGGGGGAUCUGCCAGUAUGAGUAAGUCAGACCCUUUACCUAGACAAUACUGAAGACCAAGACUCAGUAGGGGGGUGAAGUAAAAGUCUAAUGAUUCCU